Engraulis encrasicolus (European anchovy) is the source of this 1861-nucleotide messenger RNA. RefSeq names its product zinc-binding protein A33-like. The transcript is spliced from 4 exons. Gene Ontology annotation, cellular component: cytoplasm. The record is from RefSeq and is a predicted model, not a curated record. Bases 160 to 1248 code for a protein of 362 amino acids. Gene Ontology annotation, molecular function: ubiquitin protein ligase activity; protein binding. NCBI's taxonomy places the organism in Eukaryota, Metazoa, Chordata, Actinopteri, Clupeiformes, Engraulidae. Gene Ontology annotation, biological process: protein ubiquitination.
AAAGCAGAAGUGAAGAGGUGUGUCUUCAGCUUAGAUUAAAAAAGUUGACAGAGUAGAAGAGUAGACAGAGUAGUGACGAAGAGGCCACUUCACUGACCCACCAGAACAGCUUCACACUCCACAGGGACCACAGACAGACCACAGGGACUAGACACAAACAUGUCUGAGGACGUUUAUGGAAAUGCAGAUUCUUUUCACAAUACAAAACCAGCAGGUAACACAGAUGAAAACAUAUGUAUGAAUGACAUUACUAAAGGAUCUCAAAUGCGGACCCCACAUAGCUCUGGAGGACAAGACCGUAAGUGUGCAGGAUUUUCAAUCGGGGACUUAGACAAUAAAUCUCAUAUAAUGCUAUAUGCUCAAAUACUCUUGAACUCAUUUGUCGUCAUGUUCUCCCCAGGUCGCUACAAACUGGCUGUGGUGUUGGUCUGCAUUCUCCUUUUGGCUAUUACCAUCACAAUUCUGAAAACAAAUGAUUUACAGCUCAGGUACAAGAGCCUUUUAGAGGAGAAAGACCAGCUACAGCACCAAUACAACAACAUCACAGCAGAUAACGCACUGUUGGAGGAGAGGAAUGCCUUUCUAAUCCAUCAUGAAUCCCAGCUAGAGACAAACUUCAAUGCUGUGAUGGCUGAGAGAGAUGAACUACAGCGACGUCUUGGUGAGAUAGAAUCACAUCACAUUAAACAACAUGCAGUGGAUGUGAUCCUGGAUCCUGACACAGCAGCAUUGAGUCUCAUCCUGUCUGCUGAUGGGAAACAAGUGAAGACUGGAGACACACGACAGAAUCUCCCAGACAAUCCAAAGAGGUUUAAUAAGAGUUUCAAUGUGUUGGGAAGAGAGGGCUUCUCCACUGGCAAAUUCUAUUAUGAGGUUCAGGUUAAGGGGAAGACUAGGUGGACUAUAGGAGUGGCCAGGGAGUCCAUUAACAGGAAGGGACAGAUAUAUCUGAGUCCUGAAUAUGGACUCUGGACAAUAUGGCUGAGAAAUGGGACUUAUAAAGCCCAUGCUGAUCCCUCUGUUACCCUCUCCCUGAAGGGGACGCUCCAAACAGUGGGGGUGUUUGUGGACUAUGGUGCAGGUCUGGUCUCCUUUUAUGAUUCAGAUUGCUGGAAUCAUAUCUACUCAUUUACCAAUGUGUCAUUCACUGAGAAAAUCUAUCCAUUCUUCAGCCCCAAUCUGAAUAAGGAAGGUAAAAAUUCUGCACCUCUCAUAAUCUCCCCAGUCCAUGGCUGCCCAAUAAAGUAAAUAAUAUGAACUGUAAAUAUUUGUGGACAAUUCCGUAAAUGUUGAAAUGACACACUGAUUUGGGAUGGAUUUUUGUGCAUUCUGCUUUAGUUGUCAUGGCACAUGGUAUUUGGAUUAUACAGUAGGCCUACAAUAUUACAAUAUAACUUGCAGAACUAAUAAUGCAGAACUGUUUUCUUCAGUAUUUUUUUUCAACAGGUGCAGGACAGAUCUUUAAAGACAUUUUAUCUUGCCUACAUGAUACCUAAAGAUAUUGUAUCUUGCAUUACUGUCAGUGAUACUUUAUAAGGCCUACUUGUUCCACAAAAAAUGUACAGCUCCAGCAACACUGAACGGAACAACUCACUGAAAUGAAAUGAUACUUUCACUUUUAAUGAAGAGAUAAGAAAUGGCCCUAGAUCUCAUUGUCAAAUGUGUUGUGUUGGCUUCCAAUUCCAUUUUUGUACUUGUGACUGUAACACAGCUAGACUUUUCUGACAUGUACUCGUCUGCUUUUACUAAUACGUAGGUAAUACCUUUAUAUAUACAAAUUAUAAUAUCUCCUUGUGUUGGCAUUACAUGUACUACAAUAGAUGCAUUUUAAAAAGAAUAAAUGAAUAUGUUAGCAACUUUG